Pygocentrus nattereri (red-bellied piranha) is the source of this 1140-nucleotide messenger RNA. RefSeq names its product high mobility group nucleosomal binding domain 3 (gene hmgn3). Gene Ontology annotation, biological process: chromatin organization. Lineage: Eukaryota; Metazoa; Chordata; Actinopteri; Characiformes; Serrasalmidae. The transcript is spliced from 6 exons. Gene Ontology annotation, cellular component: nucleus; chromatin. The record is from RefSeq and is a predicted model, not a curated record. Bases 145 to 435 code for a protein of 96 amino acids. Gene Ontology annotation, molecular function: nucleosomal DNA binding.
UGCAUACUAUUAACAUGUUAUUACCAGAGGUGUUUUAGAUAUUGAUCCAGUAUUCCGUGGUAGUUACAAACUCACUCCCUCACCUCUCGGGUCAAUACAGACCUGUUUCGUUGAACUAAACCAAGUGAAAACAAAAUAGGCAAAAUGCCCAAGAGGAAGUCACCUGAGGGAGCAGAGGGGAAAGACUCAACUAAAGUUACAAAGCAGGAGCCCACCCGGAGGUCAGAGCGCCUGUCCUCGAAACCAGCUCCUCCUAAACCUGAGCCCAAACCCAAGAAAGCUGCGGCUAAGAAACCAGCUGAUGAUAAAGCUGUAAAAGGAAAGAAAGGAGGGGCCAAAGGGAAGAAGGAGGAGAAGGAGGCGGUGCCUACUGAGAAUGGAGAGACCAAGGCAGAGGGGGAGUCUGAGACCGCUGAGGCUGAGACUAAGGAGUGACUCUAAUUGGUUUUCUGGGGAAUCGAAAGACAAUUUUUGUAUUCUUUAUUGAGUAUUUUGUAAGAUGCUAACUUUUUUUUUUAGACUUGUCAUUGUAGAUUUACUUAGCAAACUCACACUCCUCUCAGUCCCUCGCCUCCCUGGUUCUCCUUUUUUGCCACCAAGAUGGACUGAUCUACCAACAGAAAAAAUGUUUUUUUUCUUAUAUGUUUCACCAGCAGCUGCCAUAUCAGUUCAUAACAUUUAGUCCAAUGGAAUCCGUGCCCUGCAUCACGUCCAUUAACAUAACAGUGCGUGGUUAACAUUUGUGCCGCCAGAACUCGUAUCCUAAGUGCCCUGAACAAACAGUCUGGACAUUCAGGUUCAUGAGUUUAGUACGUAGAGGAAGUCUUCAGGACUUUUCAAUGAAAACCUCUCAAUAUGUGUGAAUGAAUGAGAAUAAGAGAAAGUCACUGAAGUUCAUUGAAUUUUCCAAAUUGUUCUUUUUUUCCGUUGGGCGGAUUAGGACUCGUGAACGUUUCUGACUUUUUAAAGUUGCUAAUUUGAAUAAGACCCUUAACAACGGCACAUAACCACAGCAAUAAACGAGGGGUGCUGGAAGAUUCUGAGAGUUGCGUUCUGACGUGGUUCUAGAGAUCCGCCUGCUUGGUUUGGAAUAUUGUCUGUGAAAAAUGUUUUCAAAUAAAAACAAAUAAAAGACAAAGA